Molecule: messenger RNA, 1185 nt
Organism: Erythranthe guttata (spotted monkey flower)
Lineage: Eukaryota; Viridiplantae; Streptophyta; Magnoliopsida; Lamiales; Phrymaceae
Source: RefSeq, a predicted model, not a curated record
UAUUAAUUAGCUUUAGCAAUAGUGUAUAAACUUCGUUUUACUAAUUCAUAGUACCGCUUGACCGGUUAUCUUUUUAUUUAAUUUUUCAAUUUCUUUUAUGAAGUAGUCAAUUUUCGCUACCCUAUUUUGAUCAUAUUCUUUUAUUUUGUGGCUAUUAUAAAUUAUAUUUUAUAUACACACAUAUUUUACACGCACUAACACACGCAUGUGUGUGUUUUUUGUGGGCAUAUAUAUUUGACUCUGAACCGAAAAAAAUAAAAAAAAAAUCAAAUUUCUUGGAUAGGUUCUAAAAUGGAGAAGCCGGCCGCAACAAAGUCAAAGAACAAGAUUAUGAAGUUUCUACCAAAAGCGGUGUCGUUUCAGAAUAUUCCGUUCAGUCCCCGGCGAGAUUUGAGGGCCGAUGUGAAUUCGCACAGAGUGAAAGCCCUUCAGAACAAGGGUUUCUCCGGCCCGAUGAUUCCGGCGGAAGCCCGGCGGAAAUCGAAGAACUUCGAAACACAAGAACCCACUUCGCCGAAGGUGUCGUGCAUGGGGCAAAUCAAGCACAAGAGCAAGAAGAGCAAGAGUAACAAGAUAUCCAAACAGAAACACGUUUCUUUGCCCAAGGAAUUCAAGCCUGCGGAAACCCGCAAAAUUAGGGCCGCGGCGGCGGUUCCGGCCGCGGAGAAGAAGGAGUCGGGAAUCAAGAAGCUUUUCGGCGCCGGAAGGAAAUCCGAUGCGUCGAUUGAUUAUAAGAGGCCGCCGAUUUCUGAAACGGCUCCGAGCCUGAACCAGAUGAGGAAAUUCGCCAGCAGCCGCGACACGUUCGCGAAUUUUGAUUGGACGACCGCUCAAAUUGCGCCGGAGGAGGAAGACCGGGGAUUUUACUCCGACGACAGUGAUGAUGACGUCAUCAUACCUUUUUCUGCGCCGAUUCUGAUGGCUGGAGCCGGUGGUGGUGUGUUCGGCUUGGAUUUGGAGCCGAGGAAGGAGAUCAACUUGUGGAAAAGAAGAACUAUGGCUCAGCCCAAGCCGAUAAUAAUGUAAGCUAAUGGUUUCGGUUCGGUUUCGAUUCCAUUUCCGAGUUUUUGGUGAAUUUCCGUAAAGCAUUUUAUUGUAAACGAGAUACACAUACAAUGAUACGAAUAGAUAUAUGUAUAUGUACAUGUAUAUACGAUUAAGUAGUGGUUUUUCAUUUUUUUUAAA